Messenger RNA from Peronospora matthiolae, 387 nucleotides. The record is from the annotation of a GenBank genome assembly. Lineage: Eukaryota; Oomycota; Peronosporomycetes; Peronosporales; Peronosporaceae.
AUGCAGACGCUCCUGGGCCAGCCGCUCGUCUACUCGCUGUCCAGCGGCGAAGUCGUUGCCGUUGUGGGCGUCCUCAUUAACGUCAUUUUCCUGCUUUUUGCUGGGUUCAACCCGCCUGUUGCUGUCAUCCCGGACCGUUACCGAUGGCUGUAUGACGUCACUUUACAGCGCUAUUUCCUUUCGAUCCUCGUCUCGCUCGUGUUCGGCAACUGUCCUGAAGAUCCGGUGCAUGAUGAGGAUACGAGGGGUACACCAACAUGCGGUCAGAACUUGCGUGUUGACCCCUAUGGAAUGCACCGCCGUCAGUGGGUUACACGACGGUCAAGCACUACCUGGCAAUGGAAGACUUUUGAUCUCCGCACCUCUGACCUCCUAGAUAUAGCAUAA